This is a messenger RNA of Dendrobium catenatum, 751 nucleotides long. RefSeq names its product mannose-specific lectin. The transcript has a single exon. Bases 52 to 549 code for a protein of 165 amino acids. NCBI's taxonomy places the organism in Eukaryota, Viridiplantae, Streptophyta, Magnoliopsida, Asparagales, Orchidaceae. The record is from RefSeq and is a predicted model, not a curated record.
CACCCAAGUAGAGUACAACCAAGAACAAGCUAGAUAGCUUUCCAAUAAGCCAUGACUUUCUCCAUCAGCUCGGCAAUGAUCUUCCUCCUCUCUCUUGCUCUCUUUAGCACGCUGGUUUCUGCCGACAAUCAUUUACUCCCUGGCGACAGGCUGAACCCAGGUAAUUUCCUGAAGCAGGAUCGAUACAUGUUGAUCAUGCAGGAAGACUGCAACCUCGUGCUCUACAAUCUCAACAAACCUGAGUGGGCAACGAAGACUGCUAAUAGAGGCUCACGUUGUUUCGUCACCUUGCAAUCCGAUGGAAACUUUGUCAUCUAUGACGAUCACGAGGAGCGUAACGAAGCUAUUUGGGCCAGUAAUACCGAUGGCCAAAAUGGAAACUAUGUUAUCAUCCUCCAGAAAGAUGGAAAUUUGGUCUUAUACAGUAAACCAAUCUUUGCAACCGGCACCAAUAGGUUCGGCUCUACUGCUGUUGUUGUUGCCAAGCGCAACCGCAAGGCGCACUUUGGUGUCGAGCAGAACAUUAUUGAAGUUACAACUAAUCUCUAAGUUGGGGCAGAGGAUGUUGGCCUUUUGCGUACGAUGUUAGGUAGAGAAUAAGAGCUUAAUAUAACCUUAAAUUAGUAGAGUUAUGCAGGGGCCGCAAGCGGGAAUGGAAUGAUCAGGCAUGCCUUCAUGGUUGGUUUGUGUACGUACCAGUUGGUUGUUCUUAAUAUUAUAAUAAAAUGGCAGCUUGAUUUUUUUUAUUACA